AAAUAUUAUCGUAACGGACACGAUUGUCGCUGAACGAACUGAAACUGCUUUGGUGCAGGUGGAGGGAUGAGUCUCUCCCCUGUGAUUGGCACAGAGGUGCCAGAAACAGCCAAUGGGGUCCUGACUUCAGCAGAGAAUGGGCCCCAUUCCUCAGUGAAAAGUCCAGGACCUGCUUUAAACAAACCCACAUGUACAGAGGAGAGAGACACAGACAAGGAUAUAAGACAGACUGACAAUGGAACUGUUGUGUCAAACAAUGAACAGACUGUGUUUAAUAAUGAACAAUCAGGUGGGAACAAUGGAGUGGCCCUACAGAUUGCAGACAUAAUCCAAAGAACGGCAGGUUUAAGUGUAAACACAGAAAGUGUAAAUGAGGCCACAGACGCAGCAGAGCUUGGUGGUGCAACUUCACAAGGAGGCCUAGAGAGGUGCAGCGAUGGAGCGGAGGAGGGGGAGGAGGAAGAGGAAGGAGAGAAGGAAAAACAGGAUGAAGAAGAAGACGAGAAGAAAUGGAGGAAUCAGCACACGUCUGGGAGGACACAGGGCCAGUUUCGGCCAUCCCACCAGUUCUCAUCCUCUGCCCCUGGUCCAAGCUCCGCCUCCUGCCCCUCCCCUCCCCUUCUGGUGCCCUCAGAGGAACCACCCUGCCCCCCUCACGUCAUGGCCGAGGUGUGGGUGAGGAAUGUGAGGGGCAUGCAGGACAGUAAGAGUCUGGAUGAGAUCAGCCAGGCCUAUGGAGGUUCAGGGGCGCGAGGAGGAGGCAGAGCAGGGCAGUCUGAAGGCAGGAGAGCCACCAUCUCCUCUGCUCUGGAGCUGGAGGGAACAGUCAGUCAUGAGGGAGACUUAACCAACUUCAUCACAAAGAACCUAGAGCAGAAGAUCAAGAUGAGCUCCAAGCCCAGCCUGGACUGCAGUGACUCGGACUGCUCAGGGCCAAUCUACCAUAGCAGCCGCUCGGGGGGCCGCAGACCUGUGGACAUCCCCCCCAUCGACCCCUCUGUGCUGGUGGACCUGCAUAGACACACACAAGAAGUGGCCCAGAGCGUGGAGGCCAUGAUGAAGAGUCUCAACGGAACCAUCCAGAAUAUGACAGCGUUGAGUGUGGGCUACAUUCAGACGUAUAGGGACUCCGUGGACAGCCUAGGAGAGUCUGUGGACAUGAGCAUCAAGGGUAUGUACACUCUGAUGGCGCGCUGUGAGGAGCUGGACAGGUCCAUGCAGCCCAUCCAUGGUUUAGCAGCUCAGAUCCGUGACAUCAAGCGCACUCUGGACGCUCUGGAGGCCAUCUGUAAGUAACUUCGCCUGCAUCGGAGGUUCCAGCCCCAGACACCACCCAUCUGAGAGGUACCAGGACUCAAAUCAAACCAACCUGAGAGGCAACCAGGCUCCUCUCCCACCAAGCGAGGAUGUGCUUGUCGUCUUAUUCUGUUUACUACAAGGAGUUUAAAGGGCCCAUAUUAUGCUAUUUUCUGAUGUAUGUUAUAAUAUCAUUUCCUCAUCAAAAACAUACCUGGAGUUGUGUUUUAUUUUAUUCACACAUGUUUAACACACAAACCCUGCACAUUCAGGCUGAAUUCUUCUGUUACAGAAAUCAUUCUGCUCCACCUUGACAUGAUGUCAUGUGGUAAUACAGGAAGUGCUCCACUGUGUUUUCAAACUGCAUACACCUUCACUAGAAUCAUUCAGAUCAUUUCAGCCUUAGAAUUGCCAAUCUCUGCUGAACUAAAGGUAAAAGGUAGUUGUUUACUUAAACUAAGGCUACAUGACAUCACGAGGUGGAACAUUUUGAGCUUUGGAGUCAUAGACAGACUAAUAAUGCAGCGUUACUCAAACAUGUGUGAAUGAAACAAAACACAUCUCCAGUAUGUUUUUAAGGAGGUAACAGCAUUAUAACAUGGCUUAAAGCUCAGAGUCAAUGUUGCGUAAUGUAGGACCUUCUAGUUCUACACCUCUACUCCUUGAUCCUAAAAUGGAAGAAUUUGCCAUCCAUUACUUGGAAAAUAUUGCACUAUGCUCUUCUUGGUUUAGAAGAGACUUGUCUGAACUCUCAAGACUUUUGCACAAAAUAUAUUUUUUAACCUUAUGCAACACGAUUUCUCUGACUGAAGUCCACAUCAAGUUUGUCUUACUGUCUUUUGUGUUAAUUUAUUCUUGGCAUGUUUCUAUGUGGCAGCCAUUUUCAUUUUAUGUUUACGUCCAAGUGACAGUGGAGCUUUUGCAGGUACUGAAUACUAGUAUUAAAUUGAGAGGCCAAUCUCAAAUGAAACAGUACAUCCUUAUAGGGCUGCAUGAUAUGAGAAAACUAUGCGAUAUUCGAUAACUGUUUUGUAUUGCGAUAAUGAUAUUAUUGCAAUAUUUUAAUAUACUUCUCAGCAAGGUCAGAUAAAUAAAAACUGUCUAUUAAAUAAAAAUAAAAACUAAUAAAUUCCCUUAAUUUUCAAACUGCAUCUAAACAAAAACUUAAUAGAGACUAAACCAAGACCAAACCAAGUCUAAUGUAGGAGUUAAUAAGGAAAAUACAAUCAAUUUCAGUAAAAUGGAAAACUUGUUGUUGGUACAAUACAUUCAUUUUCUUGCAAUUUGAAUUAUUGUGUCAACCAAUAUUGCGAGAUCGAUAUUUUCACAAUAUAUAUUGUGCAGCCCUACACCUUCCAUACAGUAUAAUUUAUUAUGGCUUAUUUUGGUUUGCAAAAUGUGGCUAUUUUUCUACGUGUAAAAUUUUAUUUGACCAGAUAUUGGCCUCAAAAAUUACAAUUUGACAAGUUUUCUGGAUUUUAAAUAUUGUUGUCAGUCAUUAAUAUUACAAAACAACAUGUUGACUGACCUGAUUUUAACCCCUAAAAUACACAUGUUUUCAUUCAUGAGUACAGCAUCUGCAUGUCCAUUUUGUUGUUACUGCCAGCAAACAUUACCAAGUCCAUAAAACCACAAUACACCACAGCUUUGGCCUGCUUUCUCCUCACACCAGUUUGAAUCUAAAAGACAUAUUUGCAUGUCAACUCUUGACUUCUGAGAAUAAUAUUGUAAUUUAAUUGUGAAUAAUAUAAAGUCCUGUAUGAUUGAUUCUCGUUGUACAUGUAAUGCAUUUGUGUAAAUAAUUAUACCUGUAACUCUGAUUUAGAUACACUUGUCUCUGUAUAUUUUAAUUAAAUUUACAAAUGUUGAAAAUUAUGUCUUUCUUACUUGGUCGUGAUUUAGUCUUUGCCCACUUUAGAUCUAGUCUAAAGGUGCGCUGUGUAACUUUACUGGUAGAGGGUUCAUCACCUGUCUCCAUGGAAAUGUUAUUUGUCCGGAAUGUUCCACAAUAUGGCAGUAUAAACUUAUAUAACUUGCAUUUAUUUAAUUACAGGAGUUUUAUACCAAAAAAAUCCCUUCAAAAACACACAUUCUUACACUGAGCGGAAUCGCCUCUCCGCAGAUUUGACCUGUAAAUUGACUUGGUGGAAUUACCUGCAAAUUUUAUUGCCAUACUGUGGGAAAUUCCAAAUAAAGCAUUAACAUCUCCAUGGGGACUAGCAGGUGACAGAUCUUCACUCAGAAAUAUUACACAGUUGUUCUGGUUUGGCCUUGGUGAAGUCCUGCAUUGUUCCUGAUUUAGUAAUUUAUUCUGUUUUUGGUUUUGUUUACUGAUUAGUCCUAGUCUACACAACUUAAUAAACAAUUG
This is a messenger RNA of Periophthalmus magnuspinnatus, 3664 nucleotides long. RefSeq names its product BLOC-1 related complex subunit 6 (gene borcs6). Bases 67 to 1296 code for a protein of 409 amino acids. The record is from RefSeq and is a predicted model, not a curated record. Gene Ontology annotation, biological process: lysosome localization. The transcript is spliced from 7 exons. Lineage: Eukaryota; Metazoa; Chordata; Actinopteri; Gobiiformes; Gobiidae. Gene Ontology annotation, cellular component: BORC complex.